ACACAAAACAACUCUGUCAAUACUUUAAAAGCUAUCAACCUAUCAAUGGGAAGCCAAAGCGGUGCUCACUCUGGCUGCUUUUGCCUUGGAAUAUGGCGAUUUCUGGUUCCUUGCUCAGAAUCAACACUCGGACCAGCUUGCCAAGUCUUUGGGAAUCCUGAAGAGAGUGCCUGUCCUGACUAAGCCUGUCGUGCUUCAGAAACGCAGGCAAGCAAUUCUUGAACUAAACAAUCUCAUCAAGGCCACACUUCAGGUUAUGGAAAUCAUCGACCAGUUCGACAAGCUCUCGAUUUAUGAUCCAAAAGAGAUACCUGGGCUGUCUGUAGCACUAGACCAUAUCCCAGUUGACGUCUACUGGUCAAUUGUAGCGGUGGUUGCUUGCUCAACUAAGCUCACUCUUCUCACUAGUGAUGAAGACCAUCCAUAUGAUUUGGCACCCUAUUCACAGAAGAUUCACUACAUACUCAACAAACUUAAGAUCCAGCUUGUUGUUUGCAGAAGACAAGUAGAGGAAAGAGAGACUUACUUGAGGCUCAAGAAAUUUUUUCAGACCCCAACUGAAGUGAUGGAAAUCUUCAAGGCCCUGACAUUUACCAGGGCUAAGCCGCAGCCCCUUAUUGAUGGUUCAACUAACAAACAGGUUAGCAUUGAAGUGCUGAGGAAGAAGAACAUAUUUUUGUUCAUCUCGACUCUCGAAAUCACAGAGGAAGAUAUUUCAGAUCUCAAACCAGUUUAUGAAGGAACAAAGAAAGAUGAUAAUUACAAGAUUGUUUGGAUCCCCGUGGUCGAGAGCUGGACCCCUGAACUUCAAAAGAAAUUUGAGAUCCUGAGGUCUAAAAUGCCAUGGUUCACAGUCCAAUCCCUAUCAGCCACAGUAGGCAUCAAGUUCAUCAAGGAAGAGUGGAAUUUCAAGGGAAAGCCUUCACUGGUUGUGAUGAACCAUCAAGGAAGGAUCGAAAACACCAAUGCCCUCCACCUUGUCAAGCUCUGGGGAACUAAGGCCUUUCCUUUCGAUAAGGCUGCUGAGGAAGCCAUAUCCAAACAAAGGACUUGGUUUCAAACUGUAGUGGUCAAAAUUGACACUACCAUUUCAGAUAAAAUGAUCAGAGCACAUCCUAAUGGUGAAAAUUACAUUUUCUUCUAUGGUGGUAAAGACAACGAGUGGGUGAAAAAUUUUGCAACCAAAGCAACUGCCUUUGCAAACGAUCCCAUCUUCAAGGAAGCAAAGACUGGCAUCGAGCUGUUCUGUGUUGGAAAGAGUCCCAAAGGAGGAGAAGACCAUGGAAUUCUUGGUCGGUUCUGGGAUGGUAUAGAGAGCUUGUUCUUCACCAAAGCUCAUAAGCAGGUUGACCCUGUUACACAAGAAAUCCAGAAGCUGCUUUCCUACAAGAACGAAAACGGUUGGGCUCUGCUUACAAAAGGUCCUCAUGUUGUGACUGCUGGUCAUGGAUUCACAAUGCUGAGGAUUGUGGAGGAGUUUGAGAAAUGGAAGGAGGUUAUUCGCGUGAAGGGGUUCGAAAUCGCUUUCAGAGAGUACCAUGAAAAGCUUAUCCAAUCCGUUCGCCAUUGCUGUCGCCUUGAUUGUUCUGUGUGUACCAUUUUUCCAGCAACUAAAGAAUGAAUUAGCGUCCUAUUA
Messenger RNA from Ziziphus jujuba (common jujube), 1636 nucleotides. RefSeq names its product protein SIEVE ELEMENT OCCLUSION B-like. Bases 257 to 1621 code for a protein of 454 amino acids. Gene Ontology annotation, biological process: phloem development. Lineage: Eukaryota; Viridiplantae; Streptophyta; Magnoliopsida; Rosales; Rhamnaceae. The record is from RefSeq and is a predicted model, not a curated record. The transcript is spliced from 5 exons.